Messenger RNA from Leopardus geoffroyi (Geoffroy's cat), 2589 nucleotides. It is a transcript of the gene NIT2, whose product is annotated as nitrilase family member 2. NCBI's taxonomy places the organism in Eukaryota, Metazoa, Chordata, Mammalia, Carnivora, Felidae. The transcript is spliced from 11 exons. The record is from RefSeq and is a predicted model, not a curated record. Gene Ontology annotation, biological process: L-glutamine metabolic process; oxaloacetate metabolic process. Bases 243 to 1094 code for a protein of 283 amino acids. Gene Ontology annotation, molecular function: omega-amidase activity. Gene Ontology annotation, cellular component: mitochondrion.
GGAGCGUGUUGUUAUUCGUCGCUUCUCCUUGGUCCAUGGUUUGCUCCUUGGUGGCGCCAACAGCGGACACCUAAACAGGUGUUGGAGCGCGGGAAAGACCACACGCUCUCCCCGGAGCCGCGGGACCGGGAGGCGGUCCGGAGGCGGAGCCUCGGCCGCACCAAGUCCUGCGUGCCGCUCGGCGCCGCCUCUCGGCAGGCCGCCGCUCUCCGCCCAGGGAGCCGGGUCAGGCCGCGCCGCCCAUGGUGCUGCUCGAGAGAGCCAUGGCCACUUUCCGCUUGGCCCUCAUCCAACUUCAGGUUUCUUCCGUCAAAUCAGAUAACCUCACUCGAGCUUGUGGCCUCGUGCGGGAGGCAGCAACACAAGGAGCCAAAAUAGUUUCUCUGCCAGAAUGUUUUAAUUGUCCAUAUGGCACGAAAUAUUUUCCCCAAUAUGCUGAGAAAAUUCCUGGUGAAUCUACACAGAAGCUUUCUGAAGUAGCAAAGGAGUGCAGCAUAUAUCUCAUUGGAGGUUCUGUUCCUGAAGAGGAUGCUGGGAAAUUCUAUAACACCUGUGCUGUGUUUGGGCCUGAUGGGACUUUACUGAUAAAGUACAGAAAGCUCCAUCUGUUUGAUAUUGACGUUCCGGGGAAAAUUACAUUUCACGAAUCUGAAACGUUGAGUCCCGGUGAUAGUUUCUCCACAUUUGAUACUCCUUACUGCAGAGUGGGCCUGGGCAUUUGCUACGACAUCCGCUUCGCAGAGCUCGCACAAAUCUAUGCGCAGAGAGGCUGCCAGCUGUUGGUAUAUCCUGGAGCUUUUAAUUUGACCACUGGACCAGCCCACUGGGAGUUGCUUCAGCGAGGCCGGGCUGUUGAUAAUCAGGUGUAUGUGGCCACGGCAUCUCCUGCCCGGGAUGAUCAGGCCUCCUAUGUCGCCUGGGGACACAGCACUGUUGUGAGUCCUUGGGGAGAUGUCCUUGCCAAGGCUGGCACUGAAGAGACCAUCGUGUAUUCAGACAUAGACCUGAAGAGGUUGGCUGAAAUACGCCAGCAAAUCCCCAUUUUUAGCCAGAAGCGAUCAGACCUUUAUGCAGUGGAGGCGAAAAAGCCCUAAGACUUUUCCUUUGUUGGGAACUCUCUAUUGAGAUGAUGGAGCAUCAACACAUGAUAUUUUUCACACCAUAUUAGAUAGUUAAAAAGGGCUCAGACUAGCCUUGUGAGCAGAAGGAAAAGGAGAUGGCUAUAACUCCCAUACUAAGUUGCUUCAUAGCAGUUGGUGAAAGUAUCAGAUCUUGGUAUCCUGGUGGUUGCUUCACCUGAUACCGAUAGAUUUAUGUCACAUACUGCUUAUCUCACUGCUGGGGUUAGAAUCCAUUACGUAGAAGAUUUGGUCUGGUGCCACUCUCUUUUGAGUAGGACGUUGAAGUUUAUAUUUUUAGUCUGUGAGUAGCUAUGGAAAGCAAGGUUAUGGAUCCUUGGUGUUUGCUAGAGGAGAUGGCAGCCCCAUCCCUUCCCGGCAGCCUUGGGGCUCUUCAAAUUCAAGAAAGAGCCAAUGAAUCAACCCCAGACCCUCCUGGUCUUAGAGAAAAGGUAGUAUCAACAGGGAGUCCUGUGGAAGAAUGGCAGCAGUGGCAUUUGGUCAAGGCAACUAAAGUAUGAGUCUCUGUAAAAGAUUUUCUUGAUGGGGUGAGUGUCUGAAAAUAUCUUUGUCUUUUUGCUUUUCUCCCUAGUAACACUUUCUAGCUUGAUGAAGGCAAGCUAGUGGUUUUAAGAAUCCUUUUGCACAAUUAAAAAUUAAGGAUUCCAAUGAACUUUGUUUUUAUGUUACAGUUGGUGGUGGGCUAAUAAACAUUUAACAACCAGCUGUCCAAAAAAAAAAAAGGCCCUGAUUUUGCAGUAGUUGCAGUAGUAUUUGCCAAUUUCCUUGGUAUAAAUACUUUCACUGUGACCAAGUACAGACUAUCAACAUGAACCCUCUAAACACAGAGUUGGAAAUAGAUGCACAGUGGGCACUUGUGAGUUGGUGUAAUCCUGCUCUAGCACACCACUGUUUACAUAUGUAGAGAUAUUUAUCAUCCUGGAAAAUAAAACAAAACCUUAAAAUAAUACACAAGCACACAUUCUGUUAGCUAUAAGAGUGAUGAUAUCAUCAUGUGUCAUUUAACCCUUGGAAACCGGCAUUGUAUACCCAGAGGAGUACAGGAGUGAAAAAGGCAAAUGACGUUUUAAAAUUAAGUCUACAAUUUGGUAAAGUUUGACACAUGUAUACAUCCAUGAAAGCGCUCUCAUCAAGAUAAUGAACCCUCCCCUGGUGUUUUCUUAAGCUGUUAUGUAAUCCCUUCAGCCACUCUUCUCCUCCCCAGGCAAUCAUUGAUCAGCUUUGUCACUGUAGAUUAGUUUGAAUUUUCUAUAAUAACCCAAAAGUGGAAUCAUGCCAUAUGUAUACAUCUUCUUUCACUUAUCAUAAUUACUGGGGGACUCAUUCCUGUGUGUAUCACUCAUUUCUUUUUUAUUGCUGAAUGGUAGUCCACUGUAUUUAUCUGUUCACCUGUUGAUAGACAUUCAACUUUUUAGUUUUUGGCUAUUAGAAAUAAAGCUGCUAGAAAACA